This is a messenger RNA of Melitaea cinxia (Glanville fritillary), 8367 nucleotides long. It is a transcript of the gene Megf8, whose product is annotated as multiple epidermal growth factor-like domains protein 8. The record is from RefSeq and is a predicted model, not a curated record. Bases 1 to 8367 code for a protein of 2788 amino acids. The transcript is spliced from 22 exons. Gene Ontology annotation, molecular function: calcium ion binding; protein binding. Gene Ontology annotation, cellular component: Golgi apparatus. NCBI's taxonomy places the organism in Eukaryota, Metazoa, Arthropoda, Insecta, Lepidoptera, Nymphalidae.
AUGUUUUAUCCACGUAUUCGGGAGAAAAGUGUAAGUUUAGUAGUUCUCAGCUGGACUUGCCUAGCUGUAUUGUGCGCUGCGUCUACAGCACCUUGCGACAAGACCCGUAGAGUUUUCACCGAACCAAGUGGAAUAAUUACUGAUGGCCCCACUAACUCUAACUAUACGCAAGAUUCACAUUGUGAGUGGCUUAUUAAGGCAGCUAAUAAAAGUCAGUACAUAACAUUGAGUUUCCUUCGUAUGGGCACUGAAUGUUCCUAUGACUAUGUAUUUGUAUAUGACGGCGAUUCAUUCGAUGCUCCGUUAUUGGGAAGUUUCAGUGGAAAAACAGAGCCACAAAAUGUUACUGCUUCUAGUGGAUAUAUGUUAAUAUUACUUUAUAGUGAUACAAACUAUGUGUUAGAUGGUUUCCGAGCGACGUAUGCUAUUCACAAUUGUCCAAACAAUUGCACUGGACGAGGUUUAUGUAUGUCCAAUAAGUGCUUUUGUGUGGGUACCUGGGGGGGGCCAGAUUGCAGUGUAGAAUUAUGUCCUAAUGGAUGCUCUGGAAAUGGACAAUGUAAAGGUGAUAGAUGCCUUUGUAAAAAGGGAUAUUCUGGCGAAUCAUGUUCCCUAAAAACUAAUGACAAAGAAGGCAAUAGCUGGCACUGGAUAUCUCACACAGAAAGUGGCAUGACAAAAAGAGCUGCUCAUUCGGCUGUUUAUGUUAACCAAACAGACUCUCUAUAUGUAUUUGGAGGAUAUGAUCUGAAUAGAGUUUUAGGUUUAUUAGAGAUUUAUAAAUUUUCUACUAGUCAAUGGUAUGACGAAAACGGAAAAGUCUUAAGACGCUACCCUACCAAUGAAGAAAUUGAUAAAUCCUUACUAACUUUAUUUACUAAGGGAAACAUUGAUGGAAGUUGGCAGAUAGGCAAUCGGAGUUCUCUUUUUAAUUUGCUAUUGACAUCAUUUUCAAACCAUGACAAAACCACUUUACCUCUAAUGUACUCGCCCACAUCCACCCCCUACUCUGAAAGCUACUUACAAUUUACUGAUCGGCCUGAAUUUCUUAGCUCGAAUGCUAAAAGUAAUUACUCUAAACCUGAACCGAGGUAUGGGCACUCGGCAUGUGCUUAUAAAAACGGUUUUAUAUUGUACGGCGGUAAGCUGUCAGACGGAAGUCUCUCCUCCGAGUUGUGGUACUAUGAUGCUGUAAUUAAUGUGUGGACGCUUAGAGCUGCAAAUUCUACAUUCAUUCCACCUGGCUUGACGCGUCAUACGCUAACUGCCGUCAAGGAUGAACUGUAUGUGUUUGGAGGAAGUACAGUGGACGGCGAAUUUUCGUCAAGUCUGUACAAAAUAAAGUUGAGCGAGAAUGGCGGUGAGACGUGGGAAAAGGUGCAGGUGCGCGGUGGCAAGGAGCUGGACGUGCGCGUGGUGGCGCACACGGCGGUGCACCACGCGCCCUCUAACUCCAUCCUCGUGUACGGCGGGGUGGUGGCCAGCGUCGCCAGGUUUUCCAAGCUCUCUGAUCGGAUGUUCGCCUUCGACCUAGACUACAGGCACUGGAGCGAGAUCCACUAUCCUCGAGCUCACUUGCGCGAUACCUACGUUCCGCGCGAGCGAGCCUUCCACACGGCGACCGUCAUCGGCAACUAUUUGGUAGUGUUUGGCGGAUACUCUCAUAGACACAAUAGGGAAGAAAUCUGCUAUGACGGACAGAUGUAUUUAUAUCACCUCGGGUGUCAUUCGUGGAUACCACUGGAUGUUUUGGGUAAAACUCGCAAGUUUUAUCCGAAGAAGCAAGGAGUAUUCGCCCACGCCGCCGCGCUCAAACCGCCUUCUACUCUACUCAUUGCCGGAGGUUACCACGGCAAUGUUAAUGGUGAUUUAUUAGCAUACGUAGUGCCGAGUUGGCACGCUGGCAUCAUUAAUAAGGACCCUGAAUCAUCGUGCCCGAAACAUCGCACGCAGCCCGAAUGUCUUGCCGAUCCGGAGUGUGGGUGGUGCUCGGCUGACGAGCUUUGCUACGGAAGAACAAUAGGAUCGAACUGUACCACAAAUUUGCAAUCAAUACGUUGCUUAGGUAUCUGUCCAGCGCUUGGUGACUGUCAUUCUUGCCUCAUUCACGGACCAGAAUUAAGAAAAAAUAGUUCUCGCACUCCGCUCACUUCAGUUAGCACCAAAUUAGGUCUAUAUCAAUGUAGUUGGUGCGUCCAAAAUGCCAGGUGCCAUCACAAAGACGAUAACUAUGGUGUGUGUGGUGAAGAUACCCCUUCUGAAAAUCCUGGUUGGUGGGGCACGACGGGUACAGAAGUAACGAAUCCAGAUGAAUGUAAAAUAUUAGACAAACGACCGGGGCUUACAUUUCUCAGAUAUCAACAGCCAGCAGAUUGGAAUCAUCCAGAUGGUGUGUCUGUCGUAAAUGCGACGACUGUCGACUGGGGCACAGGGGGUGGCAGCACUCACAUAUUCACUGGAGCCAGUGAAGCGCGGCUUCGCGGAUGGCUACAUAUACCUCAAUAUUGGAACGGCACAGGAGAAACAUUACAUAUGUGUGCUGGAUACUCCAACUUAUCCCUUAACUUAGGAGAUAGUACAGACCCCGUUGCAAAUUUGACAGCUCAACCUUCCGCGUGUGCACCUAUCGACUGGCCAACUUUACGACCCGGCCGCCUCGCAAUCGAUAUGCACGCCAAUGACUCCCUUCGUACCGGGCUUUAUCCUUCCCAUCAUCACGCUAAAAUGGAACUACUUCACAAUAAAUCUCAAGAAAGUGCUAAGGUAUUCACAUUUGAAUUUUUAGAGCCCUACUCGGGAGGUCAAUGCUCGAACUACGACAACUGCCUCCUCUGUUUGUCGGACGCGGCGUGCGGGUGGUGCGAGCUGACGGACCGCUGCGAGCUGAGGGUCGUCGACGAGAAGGCGACGUGCGCCGUCGACGGCGAGUGGCGCUACCUCACGCUGCUGCCCGCCGCCUGCCCCAACUGCUCCAACUACAUCAGCUGCGAGCGCUGCGUGGCCGGGGACCACUGCGAGUGGUGGGCGGACGAGGCGCGCUGCGCGCGGCGCGGGCGGGCGGGCGGCGCCGUGCGGGCGGGCGGCGCCUGCCCCGCGCCCUGCCGCCUGCGCCGCGACUGUGAGCACUGCCUCGACGAGCGCGGCCGCUGCGUGUGGUGCGAGGCCACGCGCCAGUGCUUCAGCUUCAGCGUCUACACCAGCGAGUACCAGUUCGGCCUGUGCCGCGAGUGGCUCGACCGCGCCUCGACGCCCGCCGACGACGCGCCCCGGAAGUCCGGCCAGUGCAAGUCCUGCCGGGCGCACGCGCAGUGCUCGGCGUGUUUGCGCAGCAUGGGCUGCGGCUGGUGCCACUCGCACGAAAAUCCGAUUAACGGAAUGUGUACGGAGGGAGAUUUUACUCGUUCGCACGUAGAUUGCGCUUCCCUCUUAAACGUCACUUCCGCGGACGCGGGCUGGGCGUAUGCGCAGUGUCCCGACGUCGACGAGUGCGGGCUGAGAUUGCACGACUGUCACGAAAACGCCGUCUGUAACAACACGCACGGGUCGUACACUUGCAAAUGUAAACAGGGAUACAUAGGCGACGGAAAGAAAAGCUGCAUGCGCACUUGUUAUAAUAACUGCGUUCACGGUUACUGUUUGGGUGCUCCUCAGUACAAAUGUCAUUGUGACUUGGGUUGGACGGGAGCCGAUUGUUCGAUUAACUGUGGAUGUCACAAUCAUUCUACGUGUAGAACGGGUGUGGGGCGAUGUGACGAAUGUCAAGACUGGACGGAAGGUGAAUUUUGUGAAUCCUGUAAGCCCGGUAGUCACGGUAACGCGACCGCAGGCCAAGGAUGUCGCCGUUGCGACUGUAAUGAUCACGGCGAUGAAACCCGAGGUGUGUGUGAUGUUGCUACCGGUGAAUGUAUUUGUAAAGAUAAUACUGAGGGACAGAACUGCGAACGCUGUAAACCUAAAUUUUACGGAGAUCCCCGUCACGGUGGGAGAUGUUAUUAUCAGUGUGAACCCAGAGGAAUGUUAAACGCCUCUCAAACCGAAGGUAUAGGUUCAUAUAAAACGGAUCCUGAUAUUAAAAGUAUUGGCCCCGCUAAAGAAUGCUUAUGGAUAAUAUCAGCUGAAGAUGUUAAAGACCCAAUAAUACAAUUCACAGUAAAUUCGUCAACGUUCAACGUGCCAUGUGACCAAAACGCAGUUUAUGUAUAUGAUGGUUUGGGUGGUGUGCCAGAUUUAGGGAAUAAUCAGCAGAGUCAACUAUUAGGUGUUUUUUGUAACGGAGCCUCCUCAGGAGUUGUAGAAGCUCGCAGUGGUAACUUGACUGUUCAUUACAAACAAAGCCAACCUGAUCAAGGUUUCGAAGGUGUUUACAAUGUCUUAGCCUGCGAUGGACACUGUACUUGGCCUAGAAUUUGUAAAAAUAGACAUUGUGUUUGCAGAGAUGGUUUUGGUGGUUAUGAUUGUGGUAUAGAAAUUUGUCGUAACAAUUGUAGUAUACACCUUAACGGCGGAGUAUGUGAUACGAGCUACGGUCGAUGUCUUUGUAAUGAGGGCUAUGGUGGCGAUGAUUGUUCUCUAAAACUUGACAAAUCACAACUUGUUUUUACGGAGCUUUUUAACUCAGAUUUUCUUUCUGAUGGCUUAGAUCAUUUGAGAAAAACUUUACCAAGAUUCGGUCAUAGUUUAGUCGCCGAUAGACGAGGUCUGUGGAUGUUUGGAGGCUACUCACUGUCACAUGGUCCUUUAAAUGAUAUUAGAUUUUACGAUACCAAAAAUAAUACUUGGAUGCAAGUAAAUGUUGAUGCCACACCAGAUCCUAAAAUGCCAGAAGGUCGAUAUUUUCAUGCCGCUGAGAUUUAUCAUUCUAAGCAAAAUAUUUAUAUAUAUGGGGGACUAAGCUUGCAAGAGAAAAGCGGUCAAAAUAAAACAUUAAGAGACUUUUGGCAAUUUAGCUUGAAAGAACGGCGAUGGAAUCAAAUAAAAAGUAAAGAAGAGUCUCCUCCUCCUCUCGCUGGGCAUACGUUAACGUUACAAAAAUAUCAAGAUUAUGAAAGUUUGGUUCUUGUGGGAGGGUUUUCUUUAGAGGAAGGUUUUAUGACAGACAUGUGGGAGUUCGAUUUGGAUAACGAUAAAUGGAUUAAACUUAACUGCGGUGGUUCAAAGCCAGUUGGAAUAAUCGGCCACAGUACGGUUUAUCACGCACCAUCUCAAAGUCUAUAUGUUUUCGGAGGAAUACUGUACAUUUACAAUGGAACUACAAUAUCAAAUAAAUUGUUUUCAUUUCAUUAUCCGUCUAAGAAUUGGAGUGAAUUACCCACUUUUCCCAGUUUAAACGCUCACGACAAUUUACCACGAGCGACGUACUUGCAUUCGGCUGUUACUACAAAUGAUUACAUGAUCGUCUUUGGAGGAAGAACCAUACCAGAUAAAAGAACUAAUAAUUUGGUUGCAUAUGUUUAUAGCUGCAAUCAAUGGGUUAAACUUUCUAAAGGAUCAAAUGUUCUCGAUCACCCGCCACCCAGAACGAUAGCCCAUGCAAUGGCUAUAGACAUGGAAUCAGAGACCGAUUGGAAUAUUUAUAUAGUAGGGGGUUGGACUGGAAGUGCUAAUUGCCAAGUGACCCGCGUAACUCUGCCCGAUGAUUUAUGUUCGCUAUGGAGUUCUAGUAAAAUUGAGUGUCGAAGUCAUAUGGGCUGCAGUUUUUGUAGUACAGGAGAUUACACAAAAUGUUAUUCUGUGGAUAAACCUGGCUGUGAGGGUAGCGAUAGGAUUUCUACAAACGCGGGUGCGGCUUGUGAUGCUGAUUUGGUAGCGAGGCGUCCAUGUGAAAAUUUUACUUCGUGUAUGUCUUGUUUAGCUGCCUGGCCACUAUACCCGGAAGAAAAACCAGCUUGUCGAUGGUGUGAAACGUGUGCUGCUGGAAUCGGUGAAUGUGUCCCAACAGACGAAUCUUGUAUAAGUAUAAAGUGUAAUGCUGGAACUACGUAUAUCAGUGAUUCAGCCCAGUGUCCUGAAUUAAGAUGUGUGGCACCAGACUGUGAAAAGUGUGUUUCAAAUCAAUGUUCUUGGACGCGACUAGUGAAUAGGGGAGCACAAAUUACAAGAAUCACAGACGACCCGCUAGAGCUGUACAGCUGGACAUGUGCUGCAAUAGAAGAACCACGUACAACUUUGCUCGCGCUUUCACUCAAACUUGGACACUCAUACUUCGGGCUUACGAAAGAAGAGUGUCCUAGCCGAUGCCACCUUUACGACGACUGUCAGUCUUGCCUUAGUUCAGAGGGUGCUGAGGGUGGUUCAUCCGAAUGUCAUUGGGCAAGCUAUCUAGGUACUUGCAUUUCUCCAGCGUAUCAACCCUUGUACUGUGCGGGUGGUGUAUGUGGGUUAGUUUUAACGAAGGCUGAUAAGAAUAAGUGUCCAGCGCCUUGCGGUACCUUUGAGCAAUGUACCGAGUGUCUUCAUCAUUCGCAUUGCGGUUGGUGCGCUCUGGAAGGAGCUAAUGGAGAAGGCGUGUGUACUGAGGGAUCAAUAGAUUCUCCAUUGGAAUAUUCAUCGAAAACCACUUGUGCCGCCGUGUAUUCAAACGUUCAUCAAACCAGUGGCACAAAUGACACGUUCUCCUGGCACUACACUCGCUGUCCACCAGAAAACGAGUGUGAAAAUAAUCACCAUCAAUGUAAAGCGGAAUCCGAGGUGUGCCGCGACCUGCCCGAGGGCUACGAGUGCCAGUGCGGCGCGGGCCACCGGCGCGUGGGCGGCGCGUGCGCGGCCGUGUGCUCGCAGGGCUGCGUGCGCGGCGCCUGCGUGCAGCCCGACCGCUGCCGCUGCGACUUCGGCUACGUGGGCGCCAACUGCACCAUCCAGUGCCAGUGCAACGGCCACUCGCACUGCGAGGGGCCCGACAAGCUCGACGUCUGCAUCGAGUGCCACAACGACACCAUGGGUAGUCAAUGCGAGAGGUGCAAGCCGAACUUCGUGGGCGACCCGACGGACAACGGGCAGUGCAUCCCGUGCUCGGUGUUCUGCCACGGGCACACGGCGGCGUGCAGCGGCGAGGAGGGCGCGGAGGGCGCGGAGGACGAGCCGUUCCGCGAGCCGGCGCGCGCGCGCUGCCUGCGCUGCGCCAACCACACGGACGGGCCGCGCUGCGAGCGCUGCCUCGAGGGCUACUUCCGCGGCUCCGACGACUUCCGCGACCCCUGCCGCCCGUGCGAGUGCCACGGGCACGGUGACACGUGCGACCCGGUGACGGGCGAGAAGUGCAACUGCGGCAACAACACGGAGAGCGACGCCUCGUGCCAGGCCUCCGUCUCCAGCAAGAACUCGGCGCAGGAGUGCUGGCGCUCCCAGUGCGUCAAGUGCCGCGACCUCUACAUGGGCGACCCGCGCAACGGCCACCAGUGCUACAAGACCAUCAACAUCGAGAACAAGCUCUGCUUCGACGGGAAGUCCAUAGACGAAUGCAAAAUUAAACCUCGUCCUCUAUAUCCUGGACAAACUGUCUUUGUAGCCGUCAACCCCCGAUUCAUGAACGUAGAUAUACGAGUAAUAGUCGAUGUGACGCAGGGUGCUGUCGAUUUGUACAUGAGCCCCAACGACAGUUCCUUUGUCGUUUCUGUAAAUUCGAGCACAGGCGCUCAUGCUGUAGAACUCGAUCCCACUUAUUACAAACACGAGCCUUUCCGGAAAAUGCCAUCAUUCGACGAUCACGUACCGGAUAAACUUGGAAAAGUGACGUGGUAUUAUGACAAGACAGAAUACGUUCUUGCCGAUUUUACGGCUAAGAACUUAGCUACGUACGUGACAGUGGAUAAGAGAAAUGUUUUGCUUCGCGUUAAGAAUCUCCGUAACCGCCUCGUCCUGACCUUACCUCAGAACGUUCACGACUUGGCACGCACGAAGUUUUAUAUUAUCAUCCGAGCGGCAAACUCUGAAGACGGCUUAGCGAGCUUCGGCGUGACUUUCUUCCGCCAGGACCAGUUGCACAUAGAUUUGUUCGUGUUUUUCUCAGUUUUCUUCUCCUGUUUUUUCCUAUUCCUGGCGGCGUGUGUCGUGGCGUGGAAGGCGAAGCAAGCUGCCGACGUUCGUAGAGCGAGAAGGAGACAUGUCGUAGAGAUGCUGCACAUGGCGAAGCGGCCGUUCGCGGCGGUGCGCGUGGUGCUGGGCGGCGGCGCGUGGGGCCGGCGGCGGCGCGCCGAGCUGCGGCCCGUCGCCAUCGAGCCCACCGCCGACGGCCGCGCCGCCGUCACCUCGCUGCUCGUGCGCCUGCCCGGCGGGGCGCGCGCGCCCGUGCGCAUGGCGCUGGCGUCGGCGCUGGUGCUGGUGUCGCGCGCGCCGCCCGCGCGCCUGCGCCCGCGCCGCGCGCUCUCCUAG